Trematomus bernacchii (emerald rockcod) is the source of this 2652-nucleotide messenger RNA. Its product is annotated as COPII coat assembly protein sec16-like. The record is from RefSeq and is a predicted model, not a curated record. Bases 100 to 2577 code for a protein of 825 amino acids. Lineage: Eukaryota; Metazoa; Chordata; Actinopteri; Perciformes; Nototheniidae. The transcript has a single exon.
UGUGGAUAAAGCGGCUCCAGCACAAACAUCACAACACACACAAGAUUCCCCAAUAUUGGUCCUUCGAGCCGGAUAGCUUCACCCACGACAGCGCCAUGGAUGCACAGGAAACAGCAGCAGCUACGAUUGGAGCUCAUGGAGGAAGACAGCGACAUCUUCCAACACACCUGCAAGGCUAUAAGGCCAGUUUACCACAGUCUCUCUUGCCUAAUCCUACCCCCCUCCAAUAUGUCACUUAGCCUGCAAACCGGGUUAGCAGCUGAGAGUGACCAGCUACACACUGCAAUUGGACGCCCUCCCUCUUACUCCUUGCCAGGAGCAGCAAAUAAGGCACAUUUGUGGGACAUGGCACCUUAUGCUAGCAACAUUCCUGACCUGCAGAAUAUGUGUGUGAUGCCUCAACUGCCAUCUCCCUCAGAGCAGAGCUGCCACAGUCAUCAAUCAACAGAAUACAGCCUCAGUGAGAACGGAUAUGGCCCCCUCUCGUCACAUCCAUCUCCAACCCACUCACACUGGUUGGACUCACAAGCAGAUAACCGCAUCUUGCAGCAGCAGCCAUUAUCCAUCCAGCUGGGACCAGCCACCAAGCAUCAGGAUAAGCUGCCAACGACAACACUGCUGUGCACGACUACAGCGACAUUCCAGUCUCAAGACCUCCCAGCCUUCAUGCCGAGUCAGAAGCAGGAGAGAAGCAUAUUGACUCAGUCUCUACCACCAACAGUCACAUCUGCACGGUUGUUUGGAGCUGUUUCUAAGCCAACAGCACUUCUGGCUACAAGCACGGUCAUGUCGGCACCUAUCGUCCAAGGGAUGCAAGCAACAGGUCACGUUGGCCAACAACUGCCAACAACUACAAGGUACCAGCCUGCUCACCAGCCAUACCAGCCUGUGCCUCCUCCUGUGGCAACCACAUCUGGCAGCAUGCAGGAGGCAAUACAAAUCCCAUAUCAGUCUAUGACAACGGCAUCCGCAGCAAAUCAAUAUGUUCCGGCCGCACCUGUCCAACCACCAUAUCAACCACAUUACGCACCAGCGCUGUACCCGGCUCACCAGCUACCAGCUGCACAACAACCAGUGGCCCAACAUCCAGUUGUUAUGCCUCAGCAAUCUUCCUACGGGCCACCCAACUGGUCUGUAGCGCUCUCACCUUAUACACAGUCUGCUGUCCCCCAGCAGACAGCGUAUCAGUCUCUACCUGUCCUUCCGGCACAGUACGCAUAUCAACCGGCGGGCCAUCUACAACCGGCGUGCCAACCACCGCAGUACCAGCAGGGCCAUCUACAACCGGCGUACCAACCGCCGCAGUACCAGCAGGGCCAUCUACAACCGGCGUACCAAUCGCCGCAGUACCAGCAGGGCCAUCUACAACCGGCGUACCAACUGCAGCCUAGCCCAUCGUCUCAGCCAGCCUAUCAACUAGUGCCUUCCACCCCUGGUCCUUUAAUGCAUCAGUCUGUACCAGCCCUGCCAGUCCAGUAUUCCAUUCAACCACAGCAUUCACUGUACGGGUCAAAUGCUCCCCUACCUCCUAGACAGCCAGUCCCAGUAUCUAAACUGCCUAAAUUGGUGCGUGACAGCGAGAGAGAAUUGACUCAACGACUGUCCGAAAGGAUGGCACAGCGCCAUCGGCGUGAAGGUACACAGCCCCCUAAAAGAUACAAGCAAUUUCAUGCACCAAGGCCUCGCAACCAUCAGGUCUCAGUUUACCAUGGCUCUGACAAGUCUGAAGCUGAAAACCGUCAUCCUUCAGAGACGACUCGGCCAGAGGCCAAGCAGCAGAAAUUCAAGAGGAUGUGUCUCUUCUGUAAGAGUGAUGAGCAUUACCUGUCACAGUGUUCAAACAUCAUCCAGUGCUCUCUGGAGAAAGUUGAAAAAUGGAUAGUAGACGGCAAACGUUGUCGUAACUGCGGUCGCACCAACCACCGGCAAGAAGCUUGUAACUUGAAGAAAGCAUACAGUGAGUGCCAGGAAAUCCACCUCAGAGUUCUCCAUUGUGUUGCUAAGCCAAGUCCACGUGUCUACCUCAUCACGCUAAAUAAUUGUGCUGUGCUCUCCAACUCCAAGCAAGGAGGGAAGGUCUACCUCAAGGUGGUGCCAGUCAUCAUCAGCCAUGGGGACAAGUCUCUUAACACCUACGCGAUCCUGGACGAUGAAGCUGAACGAACAAUGAUACUGCCAGCUGCAGUUCAACACCUGGGACUCAAAGGUGAAGCUGAGUCUCUCUUCCUGCAGACCAUCCGCCAAGAUGUGGCCAGCCUCACUGGUGAGUCUGUUGACUUCCAUGUGGCCUCUCUGACACAGCCUCCUAAGCAGCAUCUCAUUACGGGUGCCUUUACAGCGGGUCAGAUAGCCUUAUCAGAGCAGUCCUACCCUGUGACAGCACUCCAGAAGCGUUAUCGCCACUUGAAGGGGCUUCCGCUGAAGAACUUUAGUAAGGUUCAUCCGCUACUGCUAAUUGGCUCGGAUUGCACCCACCUGAUCACAGCCAGGGAGCCAGUCAGGGUCGGCCCCAAAGGUGGACCCACAGCCAUCAAUACAGCACUCGGCUGGGCACUUCAGGUUCCAGUGAAAGGUUAGCAGUACGGUCCUGAUUGGACCAGGAAGCCGUCAGUAUCCUGGAAGCCCGCACUGAGAGGGUGAAGGUGGGCGACA